Messenger RNA from Symbiodinium natans, 810 nucleotides. The record is from the annotation of a GenBank genome assembly. Lineage: Eukaryota; Dinophyceae; Suessiales; Symbiodiniaceae.
AUGACGGGCCAGCUUCAGAUCUGCACGCCUGGGGGUAACGAGCUGGCCGUGCCUUUUGCCGAGGAGCAGACGGUGGCGCAGCUCAAAAUGCAGCUCUCGGCAAGGCUGAAGAUGGAGACGCCUGUCGGCUUCCUCAGGCUCUUGCACGGUGCAGAGGAGCUGAAGGACGAGUGGGUGCUUGUGGAGCACGGCGUUGCAGAUGGCACGCUUUUGACCCAGAUAGUCUCUGCGCAUCCGUCAGGGGUUUUCAAACUGACAAGUGGUGGCCGUCGUGGAGGUCCGGCUGGUCGAAACACCACGGCCUCUAUACGGGCCGAGUUCCGUGAGGAUGGCACCUUCCAUGUCAGCGUGAAGGAGACCGAGAUCACCUCCCUUUUUGAAGGCCCAGACUUUGACCCCUACCUAGAAGGAGCUGCUUUUGACCACGAGUACGAGGGCAAGACCAGCGCUGGCCAACCUCCGCAUUUCGGUCUGUCGGUAUUUCGUUGCGAGCGCAAAGGCAUCUUCGCAGAUGCAGAGCCCGGGGAAUUGAGAGGUGAGAUGUGUCCAGAUGCGAGCGAGGUGAAGUUGCGGCUCCCUUUCGCCGCGGGAGCAUGCAAUGAGGGUAGGGCGGGCUUGCGAUGGGUGACUGUGUCUCGGAAGCCACCCCGUGAAUCUGAUGAUGACACCUUUGAUGACAGCUCACCUCAGUCGGAAGUGGAAGAUGUGGAUUCACUUUCAUUGCUACCGCCACUUAAACAGGGGAGAAGUCGACUGAGAAAGCUGCUGCUCAACGUUUUCGGGUGCUUGUCCGCUCCCAAGCCCAAGUGA